CGCCUGUCGGGCAGCCCCUAGCGCCGGACUCCUCCCCCUGCCGCCGGCUUCCAGUGCAUCAUCGUGUCCUGUGGAGGUGGAGAGCCGGGGCUGGAGGCUCCUCAGUGUGCGGCGAGGCGAGUGCAGCGCGCAUAGGGCUCCCGCUGCUGCCGCCACCCCCGUGCUCCGGGAAGGCCGGGAUCGCGCCCGUUCAGUCCCGCCGCUGGAGCUGGCUGCUGUUCCGCCCCUCCAGCCUUUCGCCGGGGCGAGCUGAGCGGCGGGGAAGCGGCUCAGGCGGCACCGCGCUGGCUCGGAGGAGCAGGAGCUGCCCCGGGCGCCCCGCACCGGCUGCUGGCGGGAGGAUCUGGAGCCAGAGGAGACCGGCGAGGGGGAACUCGGCUCCCCGCCGGAGGAGCUGAGCUGCAGGGGCGGCGGACCCUGAAGGAGCAGGACACCCCCGUACCCAGGCUGGGCGCUGUGCCCCUCGCACCCCAGCCCAGUGGCUCUGAUCCCCGCUCCGCAGAUCUCUCCUUCGCUGGUGCCAGGCGGAUGCCGCCGCAGCAGGAGGGGGAGGCGGGCUACAUCAGCAAGCCGCUGGCUGGCGGCUGCGAGGUGCCCCCGGUGCCCCCGCGCAGGGUCCGCAGCAGCCGGGCGGCGGCGCUGGGAGCGGCUCUGGGCAACAGAUGCCGGGCCGGGGCGGGAGCCGAGCCGCGUCGCAGCAUCAAGUGUGUCCUGGUGGGGGACGGGGCUGUGGGCAAGACCAGCCUGGUGGUGAGUUACACCACGAAUGGGUACCCCACGGAGUACAUCCCCACCGCCUUCGACAACUUCUCCGCUGUUGUGUCUGUUGAUGGCAGACCUGUGAGACUUCAGCUCUGUGACACGGCUGGUCAGGAUGAAUUUGACAAGCUUAGACCGCUGUGCUACACCAACACAGACAUCUUCUUGCUGUGCUUCAGUGUUGUGAGCCCUUCCUCCUUCCAGAACGUGAGUGAAAAGUGGGUUCCUGAAAUACGAUGCCACUGCCCCAAAGCUCCUAUUAUUCUGGUUGGGACACAGUCGGACCUCCGAGAGGAUGUCAAAGUUCUCAUUGAGCUGGACAAGUGCAAAGAAAAGCCUGUUGCAGAAGAGGCCGCAAAGCUCUGUGCUGAGGAAAUAAAAGCAGCGUCUUACAUCGAGUGCUCAGCUUUGACUCAGAAAAAUCUCAAAGAGGUCUUUGACGCGGCCAUUGUCGCUGGCAUUCAGUACUCGGAUACCCAGCACCAACCAAAGAAAUCCAAGUGCAGGACUCCAGACAAAAUGAAAAACCUCUCCAAAUCUUGGUGGAAAAAGUACUGUUGUUUUGUAUAGUAUUUGCAAGGACCUACAUGUUGCUCUAGUGAAAUCAAAUAGAAGCUAUAUUAGCUUAAAUCUCACUCUGUAUUCUCCAAGUGUGUAGCAUAGAUCCACAAGUGUGUAUAUGUUGCUAUUAGAAAUCUCAAUUUCUCUUUCUCUUUUGAGGGAGAUGGAAGAACACAUAGGUAGGAAGUUCCUGUUAAAUCAGGUUAAGGAAUUUCAGCUUUCGCCUGUCUGAUGUCAGAGUUUCCGGACUAGUCUCACGUUAAGGAAUACAUUUGUGAUGUUAGAAAUUGUACAAAGGGUUUGACUUUCUGUAUCAUAAUGUAUAUAAAAGAGGGAGGAACAAAACCAAGGCCUUUGCGGAUAGGGCUAUUUAGAAGAAACAAAGGACUAUGGAAAUAUAGAGCUCUAUAUAGAUGGACAAUUUUUAAAAACUAACAUUGUGCCUCCAAAAUGACAUUUUAGCUUUAAAAAUAUACUCCCUCUUUCCCCCAUCUCCUUCCCUCAACCACUUCAGGGGGGACUUUAACAAUGUGGAACAAGAGGUGGAGUCUUCCCACAAAUGCUGCUGCUUGAAAGGUCAUGCAUAUACCUCCAGCCAGGGCCGGCUUUAGGCGGAUUCCCUCGAAUCGGGCCCCGCGCCUAAGAGGGCCCCACGCUCUGGGUCUUCGGCGGCACUUCGGCGGCGGGCCCCGCACUUCCUAAAGCCAGCCCUGCCUCCAGCACGUUGUUAGAUUGCCUAACACGUUAAGUAACUGACGUAAUUACAUCUUAUUUGUAGCCUCCUGACUGGAAAAUCCUUUUUUCCCCUCUUUCUCUCUCUUUCACAUGCAGUAAUGUGCACGCCCAAUGAACAUUACAAAGUCCUACUUUGUUACAUUUUGAAUAGUUGUGGGUGCCUUUGUAUUUAUACAGACACCAUGACAGUACAUUUAGAUCAAUUGAAAGAAUGUAAAUGCUGUUUUUUAAAAGGAAUGCAACAAAUGUCCAUAUAGCACCACACAAAAUGUAUCUGUUUUAAGCCUACAAAUAUGAACUUCAGAAUGUUCCUCGUUGAGGGAUUUUCAUGCUGCCAGUUAAAUGAAAGGCCUAUAAAAAAGGCAGAUUACGUGCCAUAACCAAACACCAGAAAAGUGGUACUUCUGUGUCCUGUUUCUGAUGCUGUUUUGAACAAAGUUCAUAUUUGUUUCCAAAGGAAGCAGUUGUUGGUGGCUUAAACUUGUCUUAGAUUAUAGUCGCAAAAUUGUGUUGAAACAAUCAGUGAAAUUUAACUGAUUCUUUCCCAGAUACCUUCAACAAAUUAAAGUGAAGUGUGUUUAAAAUGUCAUUUAGUGGUUUGUCUAUUCAAAUAUGCAUCAAAUGUGACACAAUUUUUGGUCUAACAAAACCUGCUGAAUUCCAGUCUGCUUUGUUUUAGGGUAUCAGUGGGUUAAUUUGUAAGAUGUGGUUAACUCUGAUGCCAGUGUCUGCACAGUGAGUGAAAAGCCUUAGUUUGUAUUGUCUGACUUUUUUUCAUGGCCCCAGCUUGCUUUGUUCUAUAUACUCCAAGCUCAGUUAUGUUCUGGCUUUAUUUUUCCUUUGGCAGCAGCCUUAAAGCGAGCCUUUGUUCAGAGUCUUCAAUUAAAUUGGAAUUUUAACUGUUCACAAUUUCUUUCUCAUCAUAACAAAAUGGAUGUCUGAUUAUAAGAAAAUUAUGGAAGCCAUUUGAAUUGAUAAAGUUGGCCACAAUUUACCUCCUGGCCUACUUAAAGAAAAUGACAUUAUGUAAAUGCAUUCUGGGAUAUAUUGGCUUAAGUGCCGGAAGCAAAAUUUUCCUCUGUUAAAGCAAAAUGAAUGCAUAACAUUCCAUAGCUGAACUUCAAAAAUGCAAUAAAAACCUUUUACUAAAGUCCAUGCGAUCUAUUCAAUAAAAAUAUGUUGGCUUAUGCAUUGGGACAGCCUGGAAAAUCAGUUUCCAUAACACAAAAUUGGGAGAAUGUAUUUUAACUUAGUUGCAUGCGGUCCAUAAUGUUUAAUGGUUGUGAAAUUAACAGCUGAGUCUUGAUAUUCCUCAAUGUAAUGCUCUGACAUGAUUUCAAAUAUAUGGAGUCAUACUGACAAUUUGAAGAUGAUGAAGCUAGAUUUUUCUUGUGUAUUUUGCUUUUCUGUAAAAUGGACACAAUUGGUUUAAAAUGUGGAUUUUAGAAAAGGAGGUGAAAGUGAACAGCACCCAUUGCAAAAAUAACUGAAUUUGUUCCAUAAGAUUUUGAUGCUCCAUAUUGUACCAUACCAAAAGCAGACAGUUAUAUUUUUAUAAGUAGCCUGUUUCAUAGUGUCUGGAGUAGCAUAACCUUUAAAUGUAUCCAGCUGUGACUGUUUCUGAAAAUGUGAUGUAUAUAAGACUUGUUAUAGCCCUUUACUAGGUGUAUGUGUAAUAAAGUCUAAUAAUUUCAUGGAUACUGCUAUACAUGGGGCUACACAGGGUCUAGAUUUAGAAAUGUUACUUUUAAAAUCACCAGUAUUUUACAAGUGCAAGUGAGGGGAGAUAUCUCCAUGUAGUCUAUAAUCUCAUGUGCCUUAUGAAAUUCUCUUCUGUUUUCUAAGUGUAGGCUAUACGGCAAAACAUGUUUCAUGUGAGAAUGAUAUAAAUGAGGUAUUUGAAAAUAAAUUCUGAUCAGUGUA
Messenger RNA from Trachemys scripta elegans, 3978 nucleotides. RefSeq names its product ras homolog family member U (gene RHOU). The transcript has 3 exons. Gene Ontology annotation, biological process: small GTPase-mediated signal transduction. The record is from RefSeq and is a predicted model, not a curated record. Lineage: Eukaryota; Metazoa; Chordata; Testudines; Emydidae. The coding region runs from base 529 to 1329 and encodes 266 amino acids. Gene Ontology annotation, molecular function: GTP binding; GTPase activity.